Messenger RNA from Prorocentrum cordatum, 405 nucleotides. The record is from the annotation of a GenBank genome assembly. NCBI's taxonomy places the organism in Eukaryota, Dinophyceae, Prorocentrales, Prorocentraceae.
AUGGCGCCACGGCCCGAGGGGCCCUUGUGGAGCCUGUUCGUCGAGUACCCGCUCUGCGACGCGAUCUUCGACGACCAGCGGCUUGUCAUCGAGGACCUCUUGCACGGCGGCGGCGCUCGCUCGGUGGUCAGCGUGGACCAGCUGUUCGACGGCGCCUUCCUGCGCGUGGUUGUCCCCAGGAGGAGGAUCUUCGUGAGCCUCCAGGGGGCCGACGCGCCCGAGAGGGCCGUGGCGUGGUUCCCUGGCUCCGAGGCUGAGCAGAUCGAGAGCGCCAUCGCCAGGGCCUGCGGCCUGCCGCCCGGGACGGCCGUGGAGCUCCUGGACGGCGACGCUGCGGUGGUGAUCUCGCCUACGAUCCCCAACGAUUCGGUGCUGAAGAACCCGAUGACGGACCAGGAGGCCUGA